This is a messenger RNA of Aspergillus saccharolyticus JOP 1030-1, 477 nucleotides long. RefSeq lists its product as uncharacterized. The record is from RefSeq and is a predicted model, not a curated record. The coding region runs from base 1 to 477 and encodes 158 amino acids. The transcript has 5 exons. Lineage: Eukaryota; Fungi; Ascomycota; Eurotiomycetes; Eurotiales; Aspergillaceae.
AUGCCAAAUUAUGUUGCUUCUCGUGAUUAUCCUGCUCGAAUAGAAGAUAUAGUCAAGGAACAAUAUCGGAUGAUAGGGAAACUUGGAUUUGGGGCCAGUUCGAUCGUCUGGCUUGCGCGGGAGAUGAACUACCGUCGCUACGUUACCCUCAAAAUCUAUAUCACAUCUGAACCUGUCGGCCAGCAAUUGGAUGACGAGCUUCACAUGUACAAGGAUAUCAAGGCUGACAAGAACAUGUUUGGCAAGGGCGAUGACUCUGUCUUCGAGAACUUUGUUGAACAAGUGCUUCAGACGCCGCGUCCGAGGAAGGAGCUUGAUGAGAAAAUCACAUGCGUUUCUCAGAAGUCAAAGCAUACAGAGGAUUUUCAACCUGAUGUCUAUCGAGCGCCGGAAGUCAUCCGAAGGGCUCCCUGGACGCUGAGACACAAGUUCUUCACCGAUCGAGGUGACUUCUGUGCUGGUAUAGCACUCCCCUAG